AUGAAAGGUCGGUUCUAUGCUGUGACCGGAGCGGCCUCCGGAAUUGGUCAGGCUGUAGUGGUUCGGCUGGCGGAGCUCGGCGCAGCUGGAAUUGCCAUCAGCGAUGUCAACACUGUGGGACUAGAGGCUACGAAGGCACUAUGUACCGGUUUCAAGACCCGCACCAUCGCUCAGAAGGUGGAUGUAAGCAAAUACGACCAAGUUCAACAAUGGAUCCAGUAUACAAUUGAUGAAUUUGGUCGCUUGGAUGGUGCAGCGAAUGUGGCCGGUAUUGCCGGUGGCACUGGCAACACGACCUGUGCAACGAUGAAAGAUAGUGACUGGGACGCAAUGAUAAGCAUCAACCUAACUGGUGUCAUGCAUUGUAUGCGGGCUCAAAUACCUCAUCUGCCUACCCCGGGCGGUGCAAUCGUCAAUGUUUCCAGUACAUCCGGACUGCGAGGUCUUCCUCACAACGCGGCAUAUUCCUCCAGCAAGUUUGGUGUCAUUGGAUUGACAGAAUCGGCGGCUGGAGAGUUUGGAAGCAAGGGUAUUCGAAUAAACGCUAUUCUUCCGGGGCCGAUUGAUACUGCCAUUUUCAGGGACGGCGAGAAAAAAGGCCUCUUUGAUUCCGGGGCUAUCAGCGCUACUACGCUGUUAGGGCGCAUGGGGAAAGCAGAUGAAGUGGCAAAGGUACUUUGCUUUCUACUGAGUGACGAUGCUUCAUACGUAACAGGAGGUAUGCUUGUCUAUCAUAUUUUGAUCUAUCCAAAAACACUGCGAAUCAAUCACUAA
This is a messenger RNA of Penicillium cosmopolitanum, 774 nucleotides long. RefSeq names its product SDR family NAD(P)-dependent oxidoreductase. The record is from RefSeq and is a predicted model, not a curated record. The transcript is spliced from 4 exons. The coding region runs from base 1 to 774 and encodes 257 amino acids. Gene Ontology annotation, molecular function: oxidoreductase activity, acting on the CH-OH group of donors, NAD or NADP as acceptor. Lineage: Eukaryota; Fungi; Ascomycota; Eurotiomycetes; Eurotiales; Aspergillaceae.